UACAUGAUCUCAAAAUCGAAAAACAAUUAUGUAAGUAGUUGAGACCAAAAUGGGCACAUAGAGAUGGGACCAAAAUUAUACCGUGUCAUAUUUUGGUUAGCUCUAAUGCAUACACCAAACUCAAGCCAAGACCCGGACCGCGAGCGGCUGCCAAGAGAACUGCCAAGAGGAUGGCAGGUUAGGCCAAGCAGCACACUGGAGCCAUGGUCGCAGUGUAAGGGGAUCAAACCCACGCCCAGAGACAUUGUCAGGCGGAUCUGUGCCGUAUUGCCGUAUUUUGACCGGGAGCACAAAAAUGCUGGUCUCCUCCAACGAUAUCGGGUCACAAUCAACAGGUUGUCAGAAAGCGUGGAUUCAGUGGACCGCGAGGUGGCCUUCCACGCAGCAAUGCUUACGCCUAUUAUGUUCCUGCAGCGGUACAGGGACGCCAAAUGCUUGCUAGAACGGUUACAACAGUCAUUGGAAGAGUUCGACAAAUACCCUCCCUUCGAAAAAAGGAAUGCCCUGAAGAAUCUCCAGGGUCUACGCGAUCUUAGCCACAAGGUCCUGCUGUUCGUCAGCAACCUGCCCGACAAGAGACCCCCGACCCGCACGCCCGCGCCCGACCCGGACGAGGAGGACAUGGGUCUCAAGGGCAAACAUGACGUCCGCUUCUUCAAGGAGUUAAUCAAAAACCUUGGAUAAAUAAAUGCUUUAUUUUACA
Cydia amplana is the source of this 703-nucleotide messenger RNA. RefSeq lists its product as uncharacterized. The transcript has 5 exons. NCBI's taxonomy places the organism in Eukaryota, Metazoa, Arthropoda, Insecta, Lepidoptera, Tortricidae. The coding region runs from base 64 to 684 and encodes 206 amino acids. The record is from RefSeq and is a predicted model, not a curated record.